AUGAGCCCAAAUUGCACCAACUGUACCCGUCCAGCCGACCAGGCCUUUGCUGGCAUGUAUGCACUUAUCUUUGUGGUCGGCCUCCCUCUGAACAUUGCGGCGCUGUGCAUCUUUGUCUUGGGCCAUGCCGGGCGCUCCAUCACCAUCACCUACAUGAAGAACCUGGUGGCCUGCGACCUGCUGCUUCUGGCCUCGCUGCCGCUGAGGGCGUGCUUCUACGGCUGGCGGCCUCAGCUGCCUCAGCUGCUUUGCGAAGGCGUGGGCCUGCUGCUCCUGGUCAACAUGUAUGGCAGCAUCUUCCUGCUGACCUGCCUCAGCUGGGACCGCUGCCUGGCCGUCUGCUUCCCGCUCAGUCCCAGGGCCCAAGCUGUGCGCCAGCAGGCCAGGUACAUCUGCGCAGGGGUGUGGGCCUUGAGCAUCGCGGGGACCAUCCCCACCUACGUCACACAGAGGGAGAAGGGGCAGCGCCUGCUCUGCUUCGACGAACGCCCCCACUACAUCACAGCCCGCGGGGUCCCCAGCGCCAUGGCACUCGCCUUUGCCCUGCCGCUGGCCAUCAUGGUGACCUGCUCCUGCCAGCUCCUGCGUGCCGUGCACCGGAGCGGGGCCGUUCAGAUGGAGCUGGUCAAUGGCACGAAGAUCCGUCAUAUGGUGGUAGCCAACGUGGGGAUCUUCCUGGGCUGCUUCUUGCCUUACCACAUGGUGGUUCUUCUGUACCAGGCACCACAGCUGCAGGGGGAGUGCUUGGACACGGCCUACCAGUGCGCCCUGCUUCUGGCCUGCGCAAACGCUGCCCUGGACCCCCUGGCCUAUUACUUUGCCACAGAGACCUUCCAGCACCUGGUGCCAUUGGAUUACCUGCUCAGAGGCUGGGGCUCUCACAGCAAUAAUGCCAGGGACACGGGGAACUUUGCCCAGCCCUUGAGGGCCCAGGGCCUCCUUGGGCUGCCCUCGCGUAAGGAGACGCUACCCUUGCAAGGGGCAGAGGCCAUCAGGGCAGAGGGAAACUGCAUCACAAGCAUUUCUGAGGUUGUGGCUUGA
Molecule: messenger RNA, 1041 nt
Organism: Lacerta agilis (Sand lizard)
Lineage: Eukaryota; Metazoa; Chordata; Lepidosauria; Squamata; Lacertidae
Product: lysophosphatidic acid receptor 6-like
Exons: 1
Coding region: 1-1041 (346 amino acids)
Biological process (GO): G protein-coupled receptor signaling pathway; behavioral response to pain
Cellular component (GO): membrane
Molecular function (GO): G protein-coupled receptor activity
Source: RefSeq, a predicted model, not a curated record